This is a messenger RNA of Lates calcarifer (barramundi perch), 3932 nucleotides long. Its product is annotated as toll-like receptor 2 type-2. Gene Ontology annotation, cellular component: membrane. The transcript is spliced from 12 exons. The record is from RefSeq and is a predicted model, not a curated record. Gene Ontology annotation, biological process: inflammatory response; immune response; toll-like receptor signaling pathway. The coding region runs from base 340 to 2871 and encodes 843 amino acids. Gene Ontology annotation, molecular function: triacyl lipopeptide binding; protein binding; transmembrane signaling receptor activity. NCBI's taxonomy places the organism in Eukaryota, Metazoa, Chordata, Actinopteri, Centropomidae.
CACACAAGAUAAUAUUACGUUUGGCUGCUUUACUUCAGCUUGGAUUUUUUAGUCAUAAUUAACAGAAGCGGAGCUGAUUCAAUGAGACAACAAACACUAAAAUGACUUUACGUGGUCUAACAAGUCUGAAGAUGCACAUAAGGUGAAUUUUCUGGACUUAUUUCUUUAUGCACUUGAACAUCUUUACAGAUGCACACUCUCACAGGUUUCCUCCCGAGAGUUCAUUUUCAUGCUCACUACCUCUUUUCACACUUGGUUGGAGCCAUCACCCCCCGCGGCCUCACUUCCUCUCUGCACGGUCAUAAAAACAAUCCUUCAGCCUCCUCUUUUUCAGUUUGAAUGAUUACAUCUCUCGCCUCGUUUUUGGGAAUCAGCUCGACAGAAGAAGAAAAAAAAAAAUCAAGCAUGGGACAGCUGUCCAGCCUCCACCACUUCCUCUUCCUCCUCUUCCUCUUCUCCCUGUGCUGGGGUCAGAGGACAAACCAGGAUACUGGGAGGCCGUCCUGCAAUCGCUGUGACCGCCGGCUGUCCUGCGACUGCUCCCGUGGCGGAUUCACCCGCGUUCCCAUGGUAACGGACCGUGCACUCACUCUGGAUCUCUCCUUCAACAACAUCACCGAGGUUACGGACGUUGACCUGACGGGCCACGAGCAGCUGAGGGCUCUGAGUCUCCAUGGUAACAGACUGGUUGUGAUCGAUCCGUCAGCGUUCAACUCUCUGUGGAGUUUGGAGGAACUGGACCUCUCUGACAAUCAGCUCACUGCUCUCGACCCCAGGUGGUUCAGCAAGUUAGGAGCUCUGCAACAGCUCAACCUGCUCAACAACCCGUACAGCUGCAUAGGUUCUGCUCCGGUGUUUGACGGGCUGGUCAGACUGAGGAGGCUGGCGUUCGGAGGUCCUGCUCUGAGGGAGAUACAGAGAGGAGCUCUGUCAGGAGUCUCUCAGCUGGAGGAGCUCACUGUGCACGCCAACAACCUGACCAGGUACGAGUCCGGUGCUCUGGCGUACGUUUGGCCGCUGGGUCGUGUCACUUUGAGCCUCCAUGGACCGUUUUUAACAGACAGAGCCUUAGCCUCAUCUGUGCUCGCCGACGUGUCGUACCCUGAGACACCUAUGGUCCUGGAGGACCUCUAUCUGAUUGGGAAUGAGUCUGUCAAGCCCUUCUAUGAAACAGCCAAAAGGAGGGUCAGGUACAUAACUUUCCGUAACCUUUUCAUCUCUGAUGAGACCAUUGUUCGCCUCCUAGUGGUUGUUAACGGAGUGCCAGUCAUAUCCUUUAUCGUUGACAAUGUCACGCUGACAGGCGAGGGCAGGUGGGAGAGAGCCAACUGGACAGAUCACAGAGCUGUUGAUGAGUUUGUCGUACGAAACGUCGUGGUGCUGGACGUCUUUAAGUUUGUCUCAUUUCUACAGCUGCAGUUUCUGCUGCAGUACCCCAGGAAGGUGUCUGUAAUAAACUCCAAGGCGUUUGUGUUGCCCUGCCCCACGUCCAGCCUUUUAAUGAACCUGCAGUACUUCGAUCUGUCUGACAACCUGCUGACCGACAUGACUCUGACUGAGACCCUGUGUAACGGAAACGGCACGCUGAAGGACCUCCGAGUUUUAAACGUCAGCGGAAAUGCUCUGAAGUCUUUGUCGACGGUGAGCCGACUGGUAACGAAGCUCCGCAAACUGACCCACCUGGACAUCAGCAGGACCGACUACAGCUUCAUGCCCCAGAGCUGCCCCUGGCCCUCCACCCUGCGACACCUCAACAUCUCCGGAGCUAAACUUACCACCGUCACCCCCUGUCUACCCACAACUCUGGAGGUAUUGGAUCUGAGCAACAACGAUCUCAAAGACUUCACCGUGGCCCUGCCAUCCCUGAGAGAGCUCCACCUCUCUGGGAAUAAGUUUCUAAGGCUGCCCCCUGGAAAUCUGUUCCUCAACCUGCAAGCACUGACCAUACAGUCAAACACCCUAAACAUGUUCGACCGUUCAGAUCUCCAGUCAUACAAACGACUCUCGAACCUCCAGGCAGGUCAGAACAAGUUUGUCUGCUCCUGUGACUUUGUCGCCUUCCUCCAGUCGACCAUUAAAGGAGACGGAGAUGUGCAGUUAACAGACGGAGAGGAGAGCUAUGUCUGCGACUCUCCUCUCUACCUGCAGGGGGAACAAGUGGGUCAAGUCCACCUGUCUGUUGUCGUGUGCCACCGGGUUUUGUUCGUGUCCGUGAGCUGUGGGGUGGCGCUGUUCGUUGGGGUUCUGCUGUGCAUCCUGCUGUGGCGCCUCCAUGCCUUCUGGUACAUCAAGAUGACUUGGGCGUGGUUGAAGGCCAAGCAUAGCUCCCGGCGCCGGCAGCGACUCAGAGAUGAUCCCAGUUCAGACGCACUGCUAACCUUUGAUGCCUUCGUUUCCUACAGUGAAAGAGACGCAACCUGGGUAGAAAACUUCCUGGUCCCUGAGCUGGAGGAGCCAAGUGAAGCAGGUGAAAACUCCAUGAAUCCCAGACCCCUCCAGCCACUGACCCUGUGUCUUCACAAGCGGGACUUCCUUCCCGGACAGUGGAUCGUGGACAACAUCAUGAGCGCCAUGGAGCGCAGCCGGCGGACCGUCUUCAUCCUCUCAGAGAACUUUGUCCAGUCUGACUGGUGUCGCUACGAGCUGGACUUCUCUCAUUUCUGGCUUUUCGACGGGGACGCCGGCGGCGACCCGGCCAUCCUGAUCUUGCUGGAGCCGCUGUCCAAGGACGACAUCCCCAAACGCUUCUGCAAACUGCGCAAACUCAUGAGCUCCACCACGUACCUGGAGUGGCCCCAAGAGGAGGAGAGGAGGGAGGAGUUCUGGAGGAGUCUCCGCAACGCUCUGAGAGGAGGAGAGGAGGAUGACUGAGAGAGAGAGAGAUGGAGAGAAAGAGUGAGCACAAAAAGCAACAAACGCAGCGUAAACAAGAAAUAGAUGAAAGAAUAGAAAAAAGAAGGAGUGUGAGGGAAGAGUGAAGAGUCAGAGGAAAGAAAAAGAUGAGGAAAGAAGAGGAAAUAAAGGAGCUGGAGCCCUUUAACAUAAAAGAUGAGAAGUAAUGUUAGAGAAAAGAUGAAGUGUAAGAGAUGAACAAAUCAUCAUGUAUUUACCACAGUUGUGUUUGAGAUUCCCAGUUUAUUAUUUUGUGUCCUAGAAGAACUAAACACGAUGUUUAGUUUAGACACAUUCCGUUACUGUAGCUCAGCCGGAGCUCUGCUUUUUAUUUAGCUUGUAUUUGUUUACAUUUUGUAAAACUAUCACUAGUAGAAGUUUCCUGAAUUAGCUGUUUGCACUUCCUGUUUGCAGUGAACCCAUAGUUGUAGAGUUAAACUGUUAAACUUUAAAACAUGAUGAUUCUCAGGCAUCAGGUUUUAAUGGACGUCUCUCUGCAGCGCAUCAGAGAUCAUUUACUUAAUGUAAGUUGCACUAAAUGUAUAAAUACGUGUAUCAUGUCUGUGUUCACAUGGGAGUUAUUAAAACAAGCAACAAGACUGAAACAAACACAAGAGCUGCACAACAGUUAAAAACAUCCUGUGUAAAUAUCUGGUAUUUUCUGUCUUGAUAAGACAAUAAGAAAUGCACAAGUUGUGACAAAUUUUCAACCUGUUGAAUCAAGUGAACAGCUUGUGCUGCUGCUGUUGGCUAUUUUGCAGGUAAUGUAGGGAAAUGGCCACAUGGGGGAGUUGUUGGUUUAUCAUUAUGCUAGAAUCUGAGGAGGUAGUCAGCUAACAGCUUCAGUCUCUUUAUGAACUUAGGAAAAGUAACAGCAGUGAGGACGGACAUGUAACUAUAUACUAUAUACUGUAAUCUGUAUUUGCCAAGUCUAAAUUACAACAUCAAUAGAGCUGAUUUCACUGACAAGUUGUUCAGUUAUUCUACAUUAUUGACAAGUGAUCAAUAUAUUCUGUGGUUGUGGCCAGUGUGUGGCAGGA